AUGGCGUCGCCGCCCGUCAAGCUCCACCGCCGGCGCCCCGAGCCCUCCGCUCCGCCGCCCGAGCCUGGACUCGUCAAGCCCCGCCGCCCUCUUGCUGCUCUGCUCGACCCCGACCUCGCCGGUUUCGCGCGUCUGCUCGCGUCCAGCCCCGUGGCCCGGGAGCUGGCCGUCGCGCCGUUCCCCGAUCUCCACCAUCCCGCUUCGAGCUCCGCCAUCACCGCGUCCUCCCUCUGCCUCCUCGCGAGCUUCCUCCUCGCCGCCGUCGCGCCCCUUCCAUCUCCAGCCACUCCUCUGCAGCUCCUUCCUCCACCGCCGCGUCUUGGCCUUGCCCUCGCCGCGCCCUGCUCCCUUCUGCAGGCGUUGCUCCGCCCUGAGCUGCGGUGCGACCAACUCCGGCGGCCCCGUCGCUUCUGCGGGCGAGCGCCGCGCGCCCAACCUCCUGCUUCGCCUGUCCUCUACACCGCCUCCAUCGCCGGCGACCACGACCAGCACCCUCUCAUCGGUGAACCUCCGCCGCACGCUUCCCUCCGUCCCAGCCAUCACCUCGCCGACGCCCUUGCUGCUGCUGCUAGACCACCGUCGCCUCCUUGCUGCUGGCAUCCCGAGGCCUUGUGA
Aegilops tauschii subsp. strangulata is the source of this 615-nucleotide messenger RNA. Lineage: Eukaryota; Viridiplantae; Streptophyta; Magnoliopsida; Poales; Poaceae. The record is from RefSeq and is a predicted model, not a curated record.